ACUGAGCCCCGCACGCUUCGUGGGGGAGGAAACGACCACGUACAGUUACGUGGCAAAACAGCGGCGAUCUACUACCGCCGACUUUAACUAAAUUGUUAGCCAAAAAAUAAAGGUAGAACAUCUUUGAGUGGCUUUUCUCCCGAGGUUUAAAGACGGAGCAUAAUCCAUAAAUAUGCGUAGUUGAACCAGGGCAUUUUCAAUGGAUUGUACUUUGCAGGAGUUUUAUUGGAAGAUACGUUUUUGAAUGGAAGUAUUCCUGUGGAUAUUGUGCCUAUUGUAUGACGACAAACAAUUCUGUAAAGGAAAGGGGAAACAUUACCAUGGAAAACGCCACUUCUACCCAAGAUAACCAGACUCUGGGUAGCUGGACUGAUCACAGCCUUGAGUACAAAGUGGUAAGCACGCUGUUAGUAGCGGUGAUCUGCGGCAUGGGCAUCGUUGGAAACGUGAUGGUGAUCCUAGUAGUGCUCACUACUAAACACAUGCGGACACCGACUAACUGUUACCUGGUGAGCUUGGCGGCCGCCGACCUGAUGGUACUAACGGCAGCCGGCUUGCCCAACAUCACAGAGAGUUUGUAUGGAUCCUGGGUGUAUGGCUAUGCUGGAUGUCUGUGCAUCACUUAUUUCCAGUACCUGGGCAUUAACGCCUCAUCAUGUUCCAUCACUGCCUUCACCAUUGAAAGGUACAUAGCAAUCUGCCACCCUAUCAAAGCCCAGUUUCUAUGUACGCUGUCCAGGGCGAAAAAAAUCAUACUGGCAGUGUGGCUGUUCACCUCCCUCUACUGUGUCAUGUGGUUCUACCUGUCAGACACAGCUCAGAUUGUGUACAAGGAUGUUACUAUAGUGGUGUGCGCUUACAAAAUAUCCAGAAACCUUUACCUGCCAAUCUACUUUUUGGAUUUUGGGAUCUUUUUCGUUGUGCCCUUGAUACUUGCCACAGUUCUGUAUGGCCUCAUCGCUAGGAUUCUCUUCCUGAACCCUUUACCCUCGGACCCAAAAGAAAAUAGCAAAAAGAAAAAAGCACCCACUCCGCAGAUGAAGAAGAUGCAAAGUUACAGGAACUGCAGCCGCUCUUCCAGCACCACGGCGACGUCCAGGAGGCAGGUGACCAAGAUGCUUGCAGUUGUGGUGAUCCUGUUCGCACUGCUCUGGAUGCCCUACCGCACGCUGGUGGUGGUGAACUCACUGCUAGAGCAGGCCUACCUGGACACCUGGUUCCUGCUGUUUUGCCGCUGCUGCAUCUACCUGAACAGUGCCGUCAACCCGGUCAUCUACAACGCCAUGUCACAGAAGUUUCGCGCCGCCUUCCGGAAGCUGUGCGGCUGCCAGUCUAGACGCGAGAAGCCGGCCGCGUGCAGCGUGGCGCUCACGUACAGCGCCAUUCGCGACACAUCCAACGGAGACAGCCCCGAGCACUUCGCCACCGAGCUGGACGAGCUGGCCGCCGCUGAGGAGCUCCUGCAGCACGGCAAGGCCCUGCAGCUCGCCGGCACGCGCCUCUCGGCCAAGGUCUCCUUCAGCGAGGCCUAGUCCCACCUGGGCACGCCGUCAGUCGGACUGAAUACGGAUGACCUUGAAUUCGGAUACUACCACGUGGAAAUUAUAUUAGAGUAGCUGACAACCAUGGAAGUGUUUUUAUAUUCUCAUUAUUAUUAUAAUAACCAACAACAGUAAAUAAUAACAAUAGCAACAGUAAUAGAAAAGAAAUAAAUGCUAAAGACAAAAAGCGCAUAAUUACAGGCUACAUUAGGUAACACGUUCACUGGCAACUCUCCCAGUGGCCCGAUAAAAGGUAAUUUCACCCACCAAUAAUGAAUAGCUUUGGUGGAGGGUAAUUUUUUUUCUUCAACUGGAAUCCAGACAAACUGCGUGUGAUCUAUUGGAUAACUGUCCAUUCAUAUGACAGCCUGCCAGCUUUAUUGUCAUGAUCUUCAUUAUUCAUUUAAUUUUCCUAGCUGCAAAAUUUAUGGUAAUAUAAAGAUGAAAAGGGUAGGGAGACCAAAUUGUGAAUCGUAGUA
Messenger RNA from Brienomyrus brachyistius, 2020 nucleotides. It is a transcript of the gene trhrb, whose product is annotated as thyrotropin-releasing hormone receptor b. Gene Ontology annotation, cellular component: membrane. The coding region runs from base 279 to 1532 and encodes 417 amino acids. Gene Ontology annotation, molecular function: thyrotropin-releasing hormone receptor activity. The transcript has 3 exons. The record is from RefSeq and is a predicted model, not a curated record. NCBI's taxonomy places the organism in Eukaryota, Metazoa, Chordata, Actinopteri, Osteoglossiformes, Mormyridae. Gene Ontology annotation, biological process: phospholipase C-activating G protein-coupled receptor signaling pathway.